UGUGACUUCCAAGUUUGAUAUCACUUUCUCAGACACCUUCAAAAUGUUGAACCGCUUCUUAAGCUGGUUCAAAGACCCCCAGGCUACCCCGGGCGACAUAAACCUCCUGCUUUUUGGUGAAACCGGUGUAGGAAAGUCCACUUUCAUAAAUUCCAUCUCGAACUACUUCAACUAUUCCGACUUCAAGGAAGCCCAAUGCAGCAAAAUCGAGGUUCUUAUCCCCGUCUGCUUGAACCUUUCGGACAAAACCAAAAUCUGCGGAACCGCGGACGAAAACGAAGCCCACGAAAGCGGCAAAUCCGCCACCCAACACGUCAAAGUGUACCUAUUCCCCAUAAAAAUAGGCGGGAAAACUUUCAAUUUAAAAUUGAUUGAUACUCCAGGAGUCGGAGAUCCCCGAGGCAUGGAACAGGAUAACAUCAACCUCGACAAUAUUCUAGCGUACUUGGCGACGUUGAAGAAACUCCACGCUAUUUGCUUCAUCAUGAAGUCCAACCAGACGAGAUUCACCAAGUUCGUCGAGUACUGUUUGAAGCAGAUCUUGGUUCGGUUGGACAAAAGCGCCAGCCAAAACAUCAUAUUCAUCACCACGUACAGUAAGAUUGCUCGGUAUACAACUGGAGAGACCAGGAUUCACUGUUUGGAGCCGCUGGUCCGCGAUAUCCAGUCGAGACCUCCUAACGUGAGUAUCCCCUUGAGCGACAAAAACAUCUUCGCUUUGGACAAUGAGGCUUUCAAGGCACUCUUGGAGAUGCAAGAAGGUAAAACCUUCAGCAAGUACGAAUUGGAAGGUCUGGCUCACAGCUGGGACAUCUCGUCGAAGGAAAUUCUACGCUUGUUGGUGUACAUUAUCGGGGACGCCAGAACCUCAGCACUGAAGCCCCACGACGUCGAAAACACCAUCAGUGUUAACGAGGUGAGGUUUCUGAUUGAGCAACUUGCGACUAUUAUUGCUGAGGUGUCGGAGCUCAUUCAAGACAUGUCCAGGUUGCUGGAGAGGCACAAGAGGAACCUGAGUUUGGAGAACCAAACCCUCGACGACCUUAGGAAACAGCUGUUCAAACCGUGUGUCGACCUUCAAGUGAAGGAAUUGUCGCAGCCUGUCCUCGUGUGCACGGACCCCAAGUGCGCCGACGUCAUCAAGGUGAAGGACGUGACCCAGUGGCACUACAAACAGAGAUGCCACGACCCUUGCUACCACUCGGGAAUCCCCAAAGAGAUGAUCGGCGAUCCGGCAAUUAUCAAUUGUGACGCCAUAUUGGACAAUGGCACGUGCAAGGAGUGUGGAUGUCACUGGAAAGUCCACAUGCACCUCUACAAAAUAACCGAGAAAAUCCACGUGCAGAAAGAAGACCAGGACGUAAAAAAUGCCAUAAAGACCAAGGAGGAUAGUCGUCUCGGGAUCGAGAAGUUGAUGAAAGAGCUCAAACAGAGAAUGAAGGAACUGAAGAAAGAAGGUGGAAUCAUCUCCGAAAGCAUCGCCAAGUUUUCGCAUUUCCUGCAAGAACACGCCUUGACCCCCUUCAACGACGCCUACAGCGACUACAUUAAGCAACGUAUCAGAGAUGAAAAGCGUCUAGGAAAGUUCGCUGAUCAACAAGUCAUCACAAAACUCGAGUCAAUGCUCAAUUAUCAUGAACAGCUUCAAAAAACCCUACAAGAAAACCCAAAAGGGUUACAAACUGCGAGCAGCGAUUUGACCCUUGAAGGAAUCAAGAACAGUGUCACGGAGCUCUACAAUUUGAAACACAUGGGGACGACGAUACAAGAACUGAUAAAAAAAAAUGUGGUGUCGUGGGACACCAGGUAGGAACGAAGUUCCUUCGAUUAAUGUAGAAUCGACACAAUUUGCAAAAAAAAAAACGUGCUCAAUUUUAUGUAGGUUUUCUUGAUUUUUCCCUUAAAUUUUGCUGAUUAGUUUUUAUUUAAGUACAGGAAAAUAUUUAGGAAAUUCAGUAUUUUAGGAAAUAAUAAAUUACGUAAUAUAGGUAGAAUUAUCAAAAUAUAUAUAUAUUUAAAUGUUUGGAAUUGAAGGGAGAAUUUGUUUUAAUUAUUUAAAAAAAUAAUCAAUAAACUUUUUAAAUAUU
Messenger RNA from Zophobas morio, 2087 nucleotides. RefSeq lists its product as uncharacterized. The record is from RefSeq and is a predicted model, not a curated record. The transcript is spliced from 5 exons. Bases 44 to 1810 code for a protein of 588 amino acids. NCBI's taxonomy places the organism in Eukaryota, Metazoa, Arthropoda, Insecta, Coleoptera, Tenebrionidae.